AUGGCGGAGCUGAGACAGAUCAAGCCUGACCUUGCUGACUAUUUGGAAGAAGCCGAUGUCUCUCUUUGGUCCCGAGUUCAUUUUGUUGGAGACAGAUACAAUAUUAAGACUAGCAAUGUUGCAGAGUCUAUAAAUGCUGCACUUAAGAAGGCCCGUGGCUAUCCCAUUUCAUUUCUCUUGGAUUUCAUACGAGAGAAACUCGGUCGGUGGUUUUUAAAACGCAGAGAGGAUGCUUUGAGUCUCACAGCACAUAAUACUCGGGGAAUGGAGUAUUUGCUGGCGAUUCGUGGACAUUAUGCAGAUGCAAUGGAGGUGGACCAAAUUGACACUUGGAGAUACUAUGUGAAAGGAGGAACCAGGAAUUGUAUUGUUGAUUUGGAACAUGGAAUGUGUGAAUGUGGUGUGUUUUAUAUCGAGAAUAUCCCAUGUUCACAUGCUAUUGCAGCUGCAUUAGCCGGUGGGAUAGCUGUGGAUUCCCUUGUAUGUCCGACUUACUAA
This is a messenger RNA of Eutrema salsugineum, 498 nucleotides long. RefSeq lists its product as uncharacterized. The record is from RefSeq and is a predicted model, not a curated record. The transcript has a single exon. The coding region runs from base 1 to 498 and encodes 165 amino acids. Gene Ontology annotation, molecular function: zinc ion binding. NCBI's taxonomy places the organism in Eukaryota, Viridiplantae, Streptophyta, Magnoliopsida, Brassicales, Brassicaceae.